GGCGCGCGGAGGGGGAUCGCCGCCACCGCGGAGCCCUCGACUUGUAGGCCUUCCUCCCGGGAUUGGGUCCCAGGCCUCGGGCGCCGGGCGGCCGGACUCUUAUCUAGAAACACAGACCUGCAAAGUGAAUGAAUAAAUACUUCCAAGUGAGCCAGAGCCUGGUAUUAACUAUUCAAGCUCCAUACCCAUCAAGGCCCUGGCAAAAGUCUCAACUGUUUCUUUCUGGAAUAAUGAAUUCAUCAAUAUGGGCUUGGUCAUCAGCACAUUAUCUUCCAAGGUUUAUCACCUUCAAUACUUCUUUGUGGUUUUAUCUUACGUGAGAAGAAAGCAUGGAUCCUAAAGCCUUGGUGGAAGCCAUUGUAGAAGAAGUGGCCUGCCCCAUCUGCAUGACCUUCCUGAAGGAUCCCAUGAGCAUCGACUGUGGCCACACUUUCUGCCACAGCUGUCUCUCUGGCCUCUGGAAGGUCCCAGGAGAAUCCCAGAACUGGGGUUAUACCUGUCCUCUCUGUAGAGCUCCUGUGCAGCCAAAGAAUCUGAGGCCUAAUUGGCAGCUAGCCAAUGUUGUAGAAAAAGUCCGACAACUAGGGCCAUGUCCAGAAAUGGGACUAAAGAGUGAUGUGUGUGAGCUCCAUGGGGAACAACUAAAGAUGUUCUGCCAAGAGGAUGGCGCCAUGAUGUGUAAGAGUUGCAGCCAAUCCCCAGAGCAUGAGGCCCACUCUGUGCUGCCCAUGGAAGAUGUUGCUUGGGAGUAUAAGUGGAAACUCCAUGAGGCUCUGGAACAUCUAAGAAAAGAACAAGAAGAAGCCUGGAAGCUAGAAGUUAGUGAGAGGAAACGAACUGCCAACUGGAAGAUUCAAGUGGAAACUCGAAAGCAGAGUAUCAUAUGGGAGUUUGAGAAAUGCCAGCAAUUGCUAGAAAAAAACAACCUACCUGUUCAGUACAUAGAGGUGGAGGCAGUGGCAGCUCUGGCCAGCCUGGAGCUAGAGAAGGAGGAGACAGAACACAAACUGGAGUUGAAUCACUUGAAGCUCAUCCAGCAGAGCCAAACCCUGUGGAGGAUGAUUGUGGAGCUAGAAGAGAGAUCACAGAGGCCUGCCCGCUGGAUGCUUCAGGAUAUUCAUGAAGUCUUAAACAGGAGCAAGUCUUGGAGCCUUCAGCGGCCAGAACCAGUCUCUCUCGAGCUGAGGACCAAUUGCUGUGUGCUGGGGCUAAGAAAGAUCCUGAAGACCUAUGCAGCUGAUGUGCGCCUAGAUCCAGAUACAGCUUACUCCCGCCUCAUCGUGUCAGAGGAUAGAAAAUGUGUGCACUAUGGAGACAUUCAGCAGAAACUGCCGGAUAACCCUGAGAGAUUUUACCGUUACAAUAUUGUCCUGGGAAGUCAGUGCAUCUCCUCAGGCCGACACUACUGGGAGGUAGAGGUGGGAAACAGGUCUGAAUGGGGCCUGGGAGUGUGUAAGGAAAAUGUAGACCGGAAAGAGGUGGUCUAUUUGUCCCCUGACUAUGGAUUCUGGGUGAUAAGGCUGAGAAAGGGAACUGAGUACAGGGCAGGCACCAAUGAGUACCCACUCCUGUCCUUGCCAGUGCCUCCACGCCGGGUAGGAAUCUUCCUAGAUUAUGAGGCCCAUGAUAUCUCCUUCUACAAUGUGACUGACAAUUGCUCUCACAUUUUCACUUUCCCCCGCCAGCCCUUCUCUGGGCGCCUCCUGCCCUACUUUAGUCCUUGCUACAGCAUUGGUGCUAACAACACUGCUCCUCUCACCAUCUGCUCAUUGGAUGGGGAGGACUAGCAGUGCCACCAACCCAACCAGAGCUGGAAAUUUAGUCUAGCACAUAAGAACAGGAGGACCGGCCACUGACAUGUACCCGUGAACCAAGCUUAGAAUCCAGGGAUUUUUAUUUUUUUUUUCUGCCUGACCCCGAAGUUUCUUGUUACAAGGCCAAAAUCUGUGACUAAGCUACUCAUAGGAAAGCAAAGCCCCAGAGUUAGUUGGCAGAUGCUUUAAUUCAGGUUUGCUGGUGCAAGCGAACUAUACAGUUGACCCAGUCCUUUUUCCUGACUAGAGGAAUGCCAGGCAGCAAGAAAACAUGACUUGCGCAGAGCACCCACUACACCUCCCUGAGUAUAAGUGGGACAAAGCACUGUCCCUUAGGCUCUAAGGAGACCAGUGUUCCAGACCUGACUUUUUGCUAAUUGGUAUGAUCAGGAAGCUUGUGAGCCUUGGUUCUUGUUUUCACUCUAUGAAUAAGUAACACAAAAUGGCCUUAAUGAAGCAAAUUCUUUGUUACACAGCUCUGGAAGGUAAGGAUAUAAAAAAUAUUGUAAAAUGAUUUUCACAUUCAAAUCAAACACUAGUGACAAACUCCUCUGAUGUAUCUCACACAUAUCUACAUAUCACUUAUUACAUUUGCAUCUGAAGCACCUCAUAUGUUUGAGAAAAAUGGGUGCAAUUGCUCUUAAAAAGACAUAUUCUACUACCUCCCAGAGUUGUUUCAAAAAUCCAAGAUCCAUCUCACACCUUAGGUCUUUUCUCAAGGCUAGAGGAAGGAGAACCACCGAGUCUUCACGUGCAACCUAUCACGUAUAGCCAGCUCCUUCACUGCAGUAACCUGGUUCUUUCCAGCCUCUCCAGACAGCCUAGAGCCCUUAAGAUUAAAAAGAGUCCAUGCCAUUGGAAUAGAGUAGUAUACUGUGCAUUGGAAUAAUAAAUAUGCUUGUUUCUGAACUUGAAUGGGACGUGUGGCCUCAAGUCAGAAAGUAAGGAUAAUAAAAUAGGUAAAAACAAGCAAACAGGAAGAAAGGCUUCCCCACCACUUAGAUUGGCAAAAUUUUAGAUUUUUUUUCUUAUGCCACAAAGAAAACCUUUAUGGUUAUUGUAACUAUUUUCCUACCAAUAGGAAAGGGAGAUAUGGGCAGAAAUAACAGAAUUAGACACAGAAAAUCAGUUUGGAAGUCAUACUGUAAUGGGAGGAAAUUAAGAUUCAUAUUGGUCUAUUGACCUUAAAGUAAUGGCUGUGCAUGUCAGGGAUGAUUGUAUAAAAGUAAUUCACUGUUACUCGUAAGACUAUACUAUGGGAUUGAUUAAGACUAGAAACAAACACGAGAACUCAUGGCUGUCCCUAUUGCCAAGAUCAAACUGCAUGUCGCUCCAUGAUGACAUAUAACACAACCUCUGGUGCGAUUUAUUUUUGAAGGUAGUGAUUAUUAGGUUAGAGUUGAUCAACCAAAUAGAUUCUAGGUUAUUUAUACACAAAUGCAAAGUGCCUUCCAAUUGGCUGUAAUAAGGACGACUAAAAAUUGUCCCAGCCAGGCUCCAGUGGCUCACGCCUAUAAUCCUAGCUACUCAGAAUGCUGAGAUCUGAGGAUCACAGUUCAAA
This is a messenger RNA of Dipodomys ordii (Ord's kangaroo rat), 3375 nucleotides long. RefSeq names its product tripartite motif containing 68 (gene Trim68). The transcript has 8 exons. The record is from RefSeq and is a predicted model, not a curated record. Lineage: Eukaryota; Metazoa; Chordata; Mammalia; Rodentia; Heteromyidae. The coding region runs from base 330 to 1787 and encodes 485 amino acids. Gene Ontology annotation, molecular function: protein binding; zinc ion binding.